AUGACCGACGACGACUUUGAUGUGGCCGCGAUCGGCCUCAACGUGGCGUUCCAGCUCUCGUGGAUGACGCUCAUGUACCUCAUCAACAUGGCGCGCUCGAACGGAUCGAUGGUCGACUUUGGCUGGCCGUCCGGCUUUACAGCCAUGGCGGUCAUGUACUACGUCUACGGCCCCGGCGUUCACGUCCAUCGCGCGCUUCUCUCGGCGCUCUAUGUGUUUUGUGGCGUCCGCUUCAUGUGCGGCUGGGUCUUGCGUGGGCAUCUUACGCGCGAGGACCACCGGUGGGACCAUUGGCGGGCCCACUGGCGCACGCACGGCGGCUUCUUUGGCUCGCAUUCCAUGGCCGUCAACUUCUUUUGCUUUUACCAUUGUCAGUCGCUGACCAACAUUGUUUUCAUGUCCGUACCGUUGCAUGUGGCAGCGACCAAUACGGCGCCUGAGCUCUCAGCCUUCGAACUCGUUGGCCUCGGGCUCUGGGUCCUGGGCUUUCUAAUCGAAAACGUCGCCGACCACCAACUCGACCAGUGGAAGCAGCGCAAGCUUCAAGGCGGCGUCAUGCGCGAGGGUCUCUGGCGCUACAGCCGCCAUCCCAACUACUUUGGCGAAUUCCUUCUCUGGAUCGCGUACGCUGUUAUGGCAUGGCCCGCCGCAAGCAGCCUUUGGACGCAGACACUGCUGCUGUUGCUGCCGUGUGUCGCGUACUACUACCUCGUCUACUUCACCGGCGCGUGGAUGGCCGAGCAAGUGUCGCUCAAGAAGCGCGGCGCGCCAUACGCUGAGUACCAGGCCGAGACGUCGAUGCUCGUGCCGUGGUUCCCCAAGCCGCAUCGCGGCUAAGCCACCUAAUGAGACUGCAUCCAUC
Saprolegnia parasitica CBS 223.65 is the source of this 862-nucleotide messenger RNA. RefSeq lists its product as hypothetical. The record is from RefSeq and is a predicted model, not a curated record. The transcript has a single exon. Bases 1 to 837 code for a protein of 278 amino acids. Gene Ontology annotation, molecular function: oxidoreductase activity, acting on the CH-CH group of donors. Gene Ontology annotation, cellular component: membrane. NCBI's taxonomy places the organism in Eukaryota, Oomycota, Saprolegniomycetes, Saprolegniales, Saprolegniaceae. Gene Ontology annotation, biological process: lipid metabolic process.